AUAAACCGCCAUGAUAUCAACUGAAGUCCACCGACCGCCUUUGCACCACCGUGUUCCGACGGCCUUCGGCGGCGAACACCCAUCGCCGACAGCAGCCUGACGGUCCGACCACCCUGUGUCAUCAUCUCUGACCUCUCAAUUUGGAGAAACUGGCGAAAUAAGUGAGGGGUUUUGUCGAAUUUGCUACUUUUAUUGGCUGCUGAAAUGGUUAUUAUUUAAAGACCUGUAUAAAUCGCUUUUUAUUAAACGGUUUCGAUCAUAGUUGAUACUUGAUACCAGCCUUACCCUCUUCACAAAUUCCUAGAAAUUCAUACCCUGAAAUCAAAAUGUCCGAUCACAUACCUUUCGACAUUCAAGUGGAAAUCAUUAAAAGGCUUCCUAUAAGAUCAUUGAUUCGGGUCAGAUCUGUUUCAAAAGUAUGGAAAUCUGUGAUCGAGUCGUCUGAUUUCAUUGUUGAUUACACUGUCCACAACCAUGAUCAACCGCAACAUUUGCUUAUAAGGUACGACAAUCUGUACUCUGAGGAAACAUAUGUUUCGAUUGUAGAUGAUGAUACGUUCCCACAAAACAAGGUUUCCAUUAUUGUUCCUCCGUCUGUUAACCUACUUUGGGAUUCAUUUGUCGUCGGUGCUUCUCAUGGAUUGGUAUGCUUGUUCGGUUAUUAUCGAAAUCAUGAUGAUGCUGAAUAUUAUUCUGGUACGGCUAUGGCUGUUCUUUGGAAUCCGUCGAUUAGAAAAUCAGUUGCUAUUGCUGUACCUGAUGUAGAUUGGCCUGCAGGAACUAAUUUUGGUUUUGGGGUUUGUCCUGCAACUAGUGACCCUAAGAUUGUAAAGAUUACUGAUACGCAUACGCAUAAGAGGAUGAAAGGUGUAAGUUGCAGCAGGCAUUGGCUGGUUGAGGUUUUUAGUUUGAGCUCAAGGGUUUGGAGAAGUUCAGUUGGUAAUCUAUCUGAUAAUUUGUUUGAAAUUAAAUGGCCUCACUCUCAGGUAAUUAUAGAUGGUUCGGUUUAUUGGUUUGGUACUAAAAUAAGUACCAGUGAUACUAAAUUUGAGCUUUUUAUUUCAUUUGAUUUGUCAACUGAAGAAUUUAGAGAGAUAUACCUCCCAAAUACGUUAGCAUUUCACGAUCCGAUGUACAUGUAUUUAUUUAAGCUAUGUGAUUCUCUUAUUGUGCUUCAAGAGUGGUCAAUGAACGGUAUAUAUAAAGUAUGGAUGAUGGAUAAUGGUGAUUCAAAAUCAUUUACAAAUCUUUGCAACGUUAACAUACCGAAUUUGUCAAGUUGUCCACUGGAGUUUAGGAGGAAUGGUGAACUUAUGAUGAGAUUAACAGAUGACAGCGAUGCACUUAUAGUUUAUAACCCCUUCUUAGAACACAUGAAUGAUCUUGGGAUUGAAGGCCAGUGUUAUUCAUCACUCGUGAGCUCGUACACAGAAUCUUUAAUUUUGCUUGAUCAGGCAGAUACAUUAGUUGAUGACGAGGAUGAUGAAGAGACGAUUGUUUGACCUUUCUCUUUGGUGUUUAGUGAACCCAACUCUAGUCCAAACCUCUCAAGGGUCCAUUGAGCCACCUAGGAUGUUGGGCCCACACACAGGUUUCAGCUUCAUUGACCCCAUUGCACCUGUCAACAUGUCUCAUGCUUCAAGUCUAGAAUCUUAUACACCAAAAUUCCGGAAAACAAAACCUGACCCCGCGACAAUGAGCAGUUGAUUACCACAACUGUGAGAAUUACAUAACAUUUUUGCAUUUGUUCUAAUUGUAACCGUAUAACCGAUUUUCUUUCUCCCUUUUGUUACAUUUGGGCAGUAUUAUGUUCAAUUGCUUAUCUGGUUUUCAAGGUUUUCUACUUAAAAUUGUGUCGGUAACUAAAGCGCCCAUUCAAUAUGGAGAAACAUGUACUUUAGGAAUCCUAGAUUUUGGGUUUAAUUUGUGGUGAAUUGAUGACAGUUUAUUCUAGUGAAUGCAUGUUCUGGCG
This is a messenger RNA of Helianthus annuus (common sunflower), 1972 nucleotides long. RefSeq names its product F-box/kelch-repeat protein At3g23880-like. The coding region runs from base 327 to 1502 and encodes 391 amino acids. The record is from RefSeq and is a predicted model, not a curated record. Lineage: Eukaryota; Viridiplantae; Streptophyta; Magnoliopsida; Asterales; Asteraceae. Gene Ontology annotation, molecular function: protein binding. The transcript is spliced from 2 exons.